CCAUGACACCCUCUUUGCCGCGUCAGACCUGGAGGCCUUGAGCUCGAUGUCUGCUGACCACAGCGUGGCCAAGAGCCUGAACUGCAGUGUGCGGCUCGUCCGCCUUGAGGAGCUGUCUGGGCAUCAGGGCGGGCGCAAGCGCCGGCCCGGUGUCUUGUGUGGAAAGGUUAUUCCCAACAAUGCCAAUAUGAUCGUCCACAUGAGGACUCACUCCGGGGAGAAGCCCUACCAGUGUGACCAAUGCAGUAAGCGCUUCAGUCGGAGAGAUGCCCUAAAGAUCCACAUGUCGACUCAUACCGGCGAGAAGCCCUACAGGUGUGACCAAUGCACAAAGCGCUUCAGUUAUAGCUAUGCCCUGAAGAUCCACAUGAGGACUCACUCCGGCGAGAUGCCCUACAAGUGUGACCAAUGCACAAAGCGCUUCAGUCAGAAAGGCCACCUGAAGAUCCACAUGAGGACUCACUCCGGGGAGAAGCCCUACAAGUGUGACCAAUGCAUGAAGUCUUUCUGUCAGAAAGACUACCUGAAUAGACACAUGAGAACUCACUCCGGCGAGAAGCCCUACAAGUGUGACCAAUGCAUGAAGUGCUUCAGUCUUGGCCGCAGCCUGAAGUUCCACAUUUCGACUCACUCGGGGGAGAAGCCCUACACGUGUGACCAAUGCCCGAAGUGCUUCAGUCAUGCUUCCGGCCUGAAGUUCCACAUGUUGACUCACACCGGCGUGAAGCCCUACAGGUGUGACCAAUGCACGAAGUGUUUCAUUCAAAGCUCCGCCCUGAAGCGCCACAUGAGAACUCACUCCGGCGAGAAGCCCUACAGGUGUGACCAAUGCACGUUGCGCUUCAGUCGUGUUUGCAACCUGAAGAUCCAUAUGAUGACUCACUCCGGCGAGAAGCCAUACAAAUGUGACCAAUGCAUGAAGGGCUUCAGUCGUGGCGGCGACCUGAAAAUCCACAUGAGGACUCACACCGGGGAGAAGCCCUGCGUGUGUCUGCAGUGCAACGCCAGCUACAGCGACCCAAGCAAUUUGCGUGUGCACAUGCUCAAGCACACUUCGGCACGGGGUAACGGGACGCUUUGAUUGAGACCUCUGUCCUGUAUUGGUUGAAAUUAGGGCUGCAACAACGAAUCGAUAAAAUCGAUAAAAAAUCGAUUACUAAAUGCAUUGGCAACGAAUUUGGUCGUCGAUUCGUUGAGUCGCGCGAUUAAUAAGUUACUCGUAGGCGCGGCACCGUGAACCAA
Molecule: messenger RNA, 1242 nt
Organism: Gadus morhua (Atlantic cod)
Lineage: Eukaryota; Metazoa; Chordata; Actinopteri; Gadiformes; Gadidae
Product: zinc finger protein 239-like
Exons: 1
Coding region: 47-1081 (344 amino acids)
Biological process (GO): regulation of transcription by RNA polymerase II
Molecular function (GO): DNA-binding transcription factor activity; RNA polymerase II cis-regulatory region sequence-specific DNA binding
Source: RefSeq, a predicted model, not a curated record